UAGCCUACUUAGGUAAGACUUCAUGGCCCGAGCUCGUUGGGGUGAAGGGAGAGACUGCGGCAGCAACAAUUGAGAAGAAGAAUCCUUUCGUUACUGCUACAAUUGUGCAGCCGUCCUCCCAGAAUUUCGCUGCGAUAAUGUUAACGUUGUUGUUGACAAGAAUGGCAUAG
Molecule: messenger RNA, 170 nt
Organism: Ilex paraguariensis (yerba mate)
Lineage: Eukaryota; Viridiplantae; Streptophyta; Magnoliopsida; Aquifoliales; Aquifoliaceae
Source: the annotation of a GenBank genome assembly